Messenger RNA from Sphaeramia orbicularis (orbiculate cardinalfish), 2228 nucleotides. Its product is annotated as rho-related GTP-binding protein RhoA-C-like. The record is from RefSeq and is a predicted model, not a curated record. The transcript has 5 exons. Gene Ontology annotation, biological process: small GTPase-mediated signal transduction. Bases 78 to 659 code for a protein of 193 amino acids. Gene Ontology annotation, molecular function: GTP binding; GTPase activity. Lineage: Eukaryota; Metazoa; Chordata; Actinopteri; Kurtiformes; Apogonidae.
CACAUGCGUAGUAGCGGUGGGCGGAGUUUUCCAGUCGGUCAGGAAGAGGAGAAAGGCGGACACAGAAACAUCAAGCGAUGGCUGCUAUCAGGAAGAAGUUGGUGAUAGUAGGAGAUGGUGCAUGUGGGAAAACCUGUCUGCUCAUCGUCUUCAGCAAGGACCAGUUCCCAGAAGUCUACGUCCCCACGGUGUUUGAGAACUAUGUGGCAGACAUUGAAGUGGAUGGCAAACAGGUGGAAUUGGCACUGUGGGAUACGGCAGGUCAAGAAGAUUAUGACAGAUUGAGGCCUCUCUCUUAUCCUGACACUGAUGUUAUUCUCAUGUGUUUUUCUGUGGACAGCCCCGACAGUUUAGAGAAUAUUCCAGAAAAAUGGACGCCUGAGGUGAAACACUUCUGUCCAAAUGUUCCCAUCAUCCUUGUGGGUAAUAAAAAAGAUCUGCGUAAUGAUGAUCAUACCAGACGAGAGCUUGCCAAAAUGAAACAGGAACCAGUUAAAUAUGAAGACGGCAAAGAGAUGGCGAACCGCAUCAGUGCCUAUGGUUACCAAGAGUGUUCUGCUAAAACCAAAGACGGUGUGAGGGAAGUCUUUGAGAUGGCGACUAGAGCAGCACUACAGGCCAAGAAACGUGGAAAAAAGUCCACUUGCCUUCUGCUAUAGGUUCUUGGAGAAGAAGGGACUGCCCUCAAGCACAGAUGGGAGGACAGUUAAAUUGACAUUUGACAUAUGGGGAGAAUAUUGGGGGAGGGACCAGAGAGGUUUUAUGGAUGCCCAAUUUCUGAUCACCCAGUUACCUUCAGCAAGUUAACACAGAUCUCAAGUGAUAUGAUAGGCUUAUACACCAUGAUUCUUAAUAUGUUAAUAAUAGUUUUUGUGCCAUUUUGAAUCUGUUAAAUACUUUCAGAUAAAGGGGUCUGUUGGGCAGGUGGUUGCGGGGUGAUUUGAAGUUGAGUGGAUGCACAUAGGGGCUGAAAUGUGCCAUAAUGGGAAUGAAGAGAAUAAAAGUCCUCCCCAGGCCAAAGACAAUGGGGACAUGACAGUGAAAGAGAAAAUACAAAAAAAGGGUUAAAUUAAGUCCAUGUCUAAUGGAUCUUACACAUUAUCGCCUACAUGUAGUGCCUUGAGAGCAGUGGUCAGGAAGAGUAAGUUAAGGGGUAGGGAUUCAUAAUUUAGAUGGGGUAUUUUGUCAUUUGUAGUGUCCAUGCAUAAUGUUUAUGAUUGCUUUCUCCUUGUCAUUGGCUUGGCUCCUUCAGGCCCAUGUUAUGACUCAGGCGCUAUGCAGGGGUAUGCCUAAAGUAGAUUGUAUGAGAAUAUUUUCCCAUACUAAGUAGAAUUACUUACCUAUACUUUAAACAGAGAGUGUGUGAGUGUAUUUGAGUGUGUGCGCAACUGUAUGAAUGUUUGUUUUCUCCAGUGCAGGUCUGCAUGCAGUGAAUGUGUGUAUAUUUCUGUAUGUAUUAACAAACUGUAUGUGUCUAUGUACUGUAUGCAUGGAAAGGCCUUCUGCGUCACUGACCACUCCCUGUUUCCAUGCCAAAGUUACCCCUGAAGGCCACAUUUUCACAUGGCACAGACGGGUAAUGGAAUUAACAGCUACUCAGAGUGACAUAGAAACCUUCACUUUACUGGAAGACAUUGCUUUAUAGCUAGAGGCACAAUCAGGUUAAACAUAUUAUGAGUUUUUAGGACCUUUUUUGUGUAUACAAGAGAUUCAAUUGAUUGUGUUCAUCAGUGGUUCAAAUCAUGAGUGGUGUAGGUGAUAAGUUGAAUAUUCUUUCAAAUAGAUAAUAGGCGUAUCUUAUUACUAUAAUGUCCAUUGUGUACGACAUGUCUUACAGGCCUUGUAAGGACAAGUUAAUGAUGUGUAUUUCAAGUAUGCCUUUUACUCAACUCUCCCCAGCCCCUCCCUUUAAUGAUAUUGUCACAAUUGUACUAUUACUUUUUGUUGUUGAUGUCUCUAAUUUCUUAGUAUAUUUUAAUCAUUUUACUUAAUCCUGCUGUUAUGAUCAGUUUAUGUCAGUUAAAUGAUAAAUUGUAACCUUAGUAUUGAAUAUUGUUAAUUAAAGGUCAAGCUUGGGGUAUGAAGCUGGCAUGGUUGUGGGGGUGGGCUGAUGGAGUUUGUUUUUUUGUUUUGUUUUUUUUUCUUUUGUUUUUGUACUGUGACUAUGGGUUUUCUGGAUUUUUUUUUCAUCAAAUAAAGCUGGUAUUAGGGUUUUCUGCUGUUAAAUA